Messenger RNA from Labrus bergylta (ballan wrasse), 1003 nucleotides. The record is from RefSeq and is a predicted model, not a curated record. Lineage: Eukaryota; Metazoa; Chordata; Actinopteri; Labriformes; Labridae.
CUCAAGGUUACAGUCUCUGUUUUUCACUUGUUCCUGUGAAAUUCCUGAAGUUUGGAUCUUUUGUUCUGAAGUCUGAAGACGAAGUUAGAGGAGGACAAAGACGGAGAGAGGAGAGCAGCCUUUAACCCGAGCUAUCUGGACUGACCCGGGUCAGGUCUUCACGGGUCUACACGGAACCACACGGGGUCCACAGUUCGGAGUUUUGAGCUCCUUUAGGCGGGUUGAGAGGGAAGAGUUUGGGGAGAAAUCGUGAUGGACGGGGGAGGAGGAGGAGGAGGAGCUGAGAGGAGAAACAGAUAUGUGGCAAAACUUUGAGUUUGUUCUCUCUGAAAACGAGCUGAAAUCCAAACACCUGAGAGACAGAGUCGGCGUAAAGAUGGAGGGAGAGAAGGAGCAUCAGAGGGAGGAGAAGGAGAGCAACGAGGCGGAGGACGACAGGAUCUCUGAUGAGGAGGAGAACGAGGAGGUGGAGGAGGAGGAGGAGGAGGAGGAGGAAGGUUCAGAAGGAGCAGCCAUGGUGUGGCAGGAAGGAUACGGCGAGGACAACCUGGGCCUUCCCAUCAUGCACUGGGAGGCUCUGAGCCUGAGGAUCGCCGAGCUGGAGAAGGAGGAGGAGGAGAAGAAGGCGAAGAGUCACAGAUAUCCACAGGAUAUUUAAGCAUGGCGUGUUUUGUUUUCCUGAAAAAUGUUGAAAUAAUCAUCUUUAAUAAUGUGAAGACUCCGAACUACCAAUCAAAAUCUAGAUAUGACCUUUAAAGGUUAAAUUAAAGGUCAAAGAUGGGCGGGGUCUGAAAAUCGUCCACUCCGUGCUCUCUUCAUCUUCCUCACCCUGCUCUCUUCAUCUUCUUCGCCCUGCUCUCCUCGUCUACCUCACCGUGCUCUCCUCAUCUUACUCGCCCCGCUCUCCUCGUCUUCCUCACCCUGCUCUCCUCGUCUUCCUCGCCCUGCUCUCCUCGUCUACCUCACCGUGCUCUCCUCAUCUUACUCGCCCCGCUCUCCUCGU